AAGAUCUCUCUUUUACUAGCUCACUGAGCGCACUUCAAACCGCUUUAAAACCAAUUGUAACAUCGACACCUCCACCUCCUGUAAAUUCCAAGCCUACAUCACCCUACUCAAGAAAGCCAAGCCCUCCACGCACUGCAACUCCAGUAUUCUCCAAAAGCAUUAUUGAUAGCCUCACAAGGACUAAUGAACUACAAAACCAGGACCUCCAAAAGUUGCAAGCCCAGGUCAAAAAUUUGAAAAAAAGAUGUGAAGUACAAGAACUUGCCUUGCAGAAUUCAGAAAAGAAAGCUCAAGAGGAAUCUGCCAAAUUCAAUGCUGCAAUAGAAGUCAUCAAGUCUCUUGAUUCUCAGCUGAUGGACAUAGCAGAGAAACUACCUCCCGAGUUUCGUGACAGCUUGGGCGUCAUGCAUGGUCAAGCAGAAACAUUCCUUAAGCAUAGUGAACAUGUCAGAUCAGACUUUUCAUCUUCGACAAUGGAUUCUUCAUCUAAUUUUCAAUCUCACCUGACAAAUGAGGGAAUUGACACUAGAGAAUCUACUUCGCAACAUAGCAUUGACAAUGGCUUAAAAUCACCUCCAAGCUCUAGGCAAAGCACUGAUGGAGAAGCCGAAUUGGUUGAGCAGUUUGAGCCUGGUGUAUACAUCACUUUCAUUCAACUAAAGAACGACAUCAAAAUGUUCAAACGGGUUCGAUUCAGCAAGAGAAGGUUUGCCGAGCAACAGGCAGAAGACUGGUGGAACAAAAACAAAGAAAGAGUAUUCAAGAAAUACAGUUAUCCAGGGCAGGCCACUACCACAUUACCCACGAGUGCACCAAACGAGGAGGAAGAUGCAACACCAUCCUCCUAGACUUAGCUGUUCUCGUUGAUAGUAAGGAGCAGUGGUGAGAAGAGACAAAAGGCACGAACUGACAGUGCAAGCUUCAUGGCUUAUGGAAGACUUCCUAUUUAGUUGGCAAUAUUCUACUGCUAAUCAAUGGUUAGAGCUUGUCAAGGGAUAGAGAUGGCAAUCUAGACAAGAAGCUUUGUUUAGUCAUAUUUUUCCACCAUUGUUCUUUGUAACAAAUCUUCUACUCGUGGGUUGUAUCAUUGUAUAGGUUCAUUCAACUUAUCAUCCAAAAGUUGCAUUAUAUGCAUCACAAAAAUGUAAUAUACUGUAUUCUCUCCCUUAGGGCAAUGAAUCAUGAUAAGAAUGUGCAUAGAAUGUCAUAGAUUAUUUGAUUA
Messenger RNA from Musa acuminata subsp. malaccensis (wild Malaysian banana), 1222 nucleotides. The record is from RefSeq and is a predicted model, not a curated record. Lineage: Eukaryota; Viridiplantae; Streptophyta; Magnoliopsida; Zingiberales; Musaceae.